Molecule: messenger RNA, 651 nt
Organism: Aureobasidium melanogenum CBS 110374
Lineage: Eukaryota; Fungi; Ascomycota; Dothideomycetes; Dothideales; Saccotheciaceae
Exons: 2
Coding region: 1-651 (216 amino acids)
Molecular function (GO): acyltransferase activity, transferring groups other than amino-acyl groups
Source: RefSeq, a predicted model, not a curated record
AUGGUCUCAGCCCGGUGGAAAGAUCCUCACUGGGUUGCACUCUUCAGACCUGACAUCUCAUCUGCCAGAGUGACAUCCGAGACCGCACAACGACUGCCCUGGAAUCUGAUUACUGGACGAGCUUCUAAACGCCAUCAAAUCGCUAUUGACAAUGCUACUGGCAAAGCUGUUGCUUAUGCUAGAUGGAUAUUACCCGAGCACCUUGCUUCCGCGGAUCCAGUGAUUUGGCCGGAAGCUCAAGUCAAAGAGCCUACGGAAGACCAGAGGGUAGAAUUUGAGAAGAUGUCCGAAAGAGUCACAGACAGAGGAUUAAGAAUGGACCUGCUCGAGUAUCGUAGUGCACAACUCGAAGAAAUAGAUGCUAAGAUCAGGGAAAGUGGCCCAUUUCUAGACCUGGAUUACUUGGCAACUGCACCAGAAUACCAAUGUCGAGGUAUCGGCGCAAUGCUUCUGCAAGCUGGCCUUGAUGUGGCUGAUGCGUAUGGAUUAAACUCUUUCGUGACUUCUUCUGUGGCAGGCAUCAGGUUAUAUCAGAAACAUGGUUUUGAGGUUGUCGAGACACACACUAUUGAUUAUUCUCUGUUUGGAGGUGUCGAACCAGUGACGAAUUAUUUCAUGAUAAGAAAGCCUCAAGGGAAGCAUGGCUCUUGA